Messenger RNA from Gamsiella multidivaricata, 1480 nucleotides. RefSeq names its product tyrosine aminotransferase. The transcript is spliced from 2 exons. The record is from RefSeq and is a predicted model, not a curated record. Gene Ontology annotation, molecular function: pyridoxal phosphate binding; L-tyrosine:2-oxoglutarate transaminase activity. The coding region runs from base 120 to 1364 and encodes 414 amino acids. Gene Ontology annotation, biological process: aromatic amino acid metabolic process; biosynthetic process. NCBI's taxonomy places the organism in Eukaryota, Fungi, Mortierellomycota, Mortierellomycetes, Mortierellales, Mortierellaceae.
AUACUGGGUGCCACCAAUAUUUAAAUUCUUCCCACACUUUCCCUGGUCCUUCUUUCUCUUUCUUUCUCGCUCUCAUUCUCACACAUACACACUCCAUUCCACUCUCAUUCACUCCAACCAUGUCUGCGACCAAGUCCAACCCCCGCCAGUCCUGGAGCGUCAGCGCCUCCAUCACCUCGAAGCGUACCUCCAAUCCCAUUCGCGCCAUCGUCGAUCAUAUUAAAGUCAAGCCCAAUGCCAACAAGUCUAUGAUCUCCCUCGCUCUCGGUGACCCCACCCUCUUUGGCAACUUCAAGAUCCACCAGUCCUGCACAGAUGCUGUCAUCAAGGAGGUCACCUCGUACAAGAGCAACGGAUACCCUCCCUCGACUGGAUAUCCCCAUGCCCGCCAGGCCGUCGCUGAAAAGUUCACCCUUCCCGAGGCCCCUCUCACUGCCCAGGAUGUGAUCCUUACUAGUGGAUGCUCCGGUGCCUUGGACAUGUGCAUCGGCGUCCUCUGCAACGAAGGCGACAACAUCCUUUUGCCUCGCCCCGGCUUCUCGCUCUACCAGACUUGUGCCGAUUCGAAGGGCAUCGAAGUCCGUUACUAUGAUCUCUUGCCCGAGAACAACUGGGAGAUGGAUCUGAAGCAAUUGGAGUCGCUGAUCGACGAGCGCACCGCCACUGUUGUCAUGAACAACCCCUCUAACCCCUGUGGCUCCGUCUUCAGGAAGCAGCACCUGCUCGAUUUCUUGGCCGUCUGCGAGCGUAACCACUUGCCCGUGAUCGCCGACGAGAUCUAUUGCGACCUUGUCUUCUCUGGCAACGAGUUCUACUCUCUGGCCUCGUUGACCAAGACCGUCCCCGUGCUCUCGGUCGGCGGUCUCGCCAAGAAGUACCUGGUUCCUGGAUGGAGACUCGGCUGGAUCUUCAUUCACGAUCGCAACGACAUCUUUGCGGCCGAGGUCCGUGAUGGUCUCAACAGCCUGUCGCAGCUGAUCCUGGGUCCCAACUCGGUGAUCCAGGGCGCUCUCCGGGACAUUCUCCAUAACACGGACGAGUCCUUCUACGACGAGACCCGUGCCCAGCUCGAGGCCAACGCCAAGUUGAGCACUGACAUUUUGUCCAAGGUGCCCGGACUCAAGGUCAUCGUCCCCCAGGGAGCGAUGUAUGUGAUGAUCGGGAUCAACAUCAACGAGUUCAAGGAUAUCCCCAACGACAUUGUCUUCACGGAGAAGUUGUUGGGUGAGGAGUCUGUGAUGUGUCUGCCCGGAUCGGUCUUCCAGUGCCCCAAUUUCAUCCGCAUCGUCUUUACUUCUCCUCCUGAGGUUCUUCAGGAUGCCUACAACCGUAUGACCGAGUUCUGCGCCCGCCACCACGUUUAAAACUACUAUAUAUACACACACAGCAUCAAUAAUAUCGCAUUGAGAUAUAUAGAAUAGGUGUAUCUGGAUGCAUGUAAAUAAAAAGAAAAGAAAAAAAGAAGACCCACAAAAGCUAU